Messenger RNA from Bombus huntii, 8289 nucleotides. It is a transcript of the gene Pde8, whose product is annotated as high affinity cAMP-specific and IBMX-insensitive 3',5'-cyclic phosphodiesterase 8-like. The record is from RefSeq and is a predicted model, not a curated record. The transcript has 18 exons. Lineage: Eukaryota; Metazoa; Arthropoda; Insecta; Hymenoptera; Apidae. Gene Ontology annotation, biological process: signal transduction; positive regulation of ERK1 and ERK2 cascade. Bases 3654 to 6152 code for a protein of 832 amino acids. Gene Ontology annotation, molecular function: 3',5'-cyclic-nucleotide phosphodiesterase activity.
AAUUUCUGUUAUCGUUAUUACAUCCCGGACGUCUACGUACAUUCAAUAUUAGAUAAUUCUUUUGCCAAAUGGAAGACGUUUAAAACUAUUUUCCAACGUUUGUUGGCUUGUUAAUUUAAAAAAUGGAAAAAUAUUAUUGAUACAGAAACUAAAUGUACUUAUCGAAUAGCGAGAUCGGCGCAACGCUUUGACGAUAGAUGACGUAUAAAGCAUUUCGCCGUAUUAAUAAUCUAGAUUUACGUGUAGUGGCUCCAAUCUAAGAUAACGGCGUACAAGCAAUGUUCCACUUUGAAUUUUUCAUAAUAAACGAAAGGCAAUCGAAUCUAAUUGCUGCUUAUUACUAUCUUUCGCGCGAUGCUCUAUUAUAAUUGUUAUAAUUACUUUUGCAAAAUAUAAUGUCGGCAAACAGUCAAUUUUUCUGCUUCCAAUAUUUUUUGAUGCGUAGGAAAAUAUUUUUUUUUAUCAAUUAUUAAUCAUAAUGGAAACAUACUUUUUCGUAUCAUAUAUGUUUUCGUAACGAAGACAUAAUUUAGUAACGUUAGAAUCAAUUGUACUGGAGACAUGUAUAUUUAUCGUUAGUCAACAAUUUGUUAAGAUAAUGACCUGUUAAAUUCCAGUGUAGUUGCUUUCAUUGUAGCCAUUAAUUAUGUUUUUCAUUGCAUAUUUUUAAUUAUUUGCUACUACGUCGUUUUAUGCUUUAGUCGUUUCAUUUUAUACCACGUUCCUUUCGACUAUCUGUUUUUGUACUUUAACCUACUUUAAAUAUAUCUCACGAUGCCACUAUCGAUCGAUAUUCUUGGACUGUGCCCUUUCACCUGUGCCCACCUUUUCUCUUCUCUGUAUUUCGAUCACGAUAUAUCCCUUUAAACUGUAUUUUUUAUUUAUUAUAACACAACAUAAUCAAAAUUUUGUAGAUUUCAAUAAAAAAAAAGAAAAAAAACAGGCUACAAUUGGUUAUAUUUUUCUCACGCUAGAUUGAAAACUUUCUUGGAUAAUUGUUAAAUUAGUGUUUUGUGGCCAUUAAAUUGUUUUUUUAUAUAUUACAAUUGCAAAGUAGUCGAUUAACUAUCAUAAAAUGCUAUUCUAUUUAAAAUCUUUGAUACUCGUUCAAUUUUUCGUUCAGUGAACUUAAAUUUUGCUUUGUCUUUUUUACUGACAAUUUUUAGAUUACUGCCUUUAACUAUUCUUAUUGCUGUUUCAAGUUUUUAAGUUAUAAGAACUAGCGAUACAUUCAUGGGUAGACAUUCUAAGUUCUCAAACAUCGUAUCAUGUCAUUUUAAAUCCAUGAUCAUUUAAUACAUUACAAUAUAUACUUUGCUCUUUUAACUGACAAUUUUCAAUCCAUAAAAAAUUUUAUAACGAACUACCGAUAUGGCAUUCAAGAGAAAACACAUGAAAUCUCAAGAUCAUGCAUAAAUAUAGGACCUCAAAAUUAUUUUUUAGUACUAUGAACUUUCUACUUUAUGCCUGCUGCCUGUAAACUACUCCAAAACAAUUCAAUAACCAUUACAACAAACAUCAAUCAUUCCAGUGUCAUUUCUAUUGACUUUUAUUCAAUCAAAUCAUCCUUCAACUAUCCCCUCCUUCCAAAUCUUAACUUCCCCCUUAACUUUCUCAAUCCGAUCUCCACAUCCUUCAUCAUUCAUCGACAACAUCAAACUGCACAAUCCUCCACGAUCAGGAGCAAAAAUUAUUUCUCCAAAAUUCCAUCCAGAACUUCAAAGUUUUCUUCAUUCGAUCUCCGGAAAUAGAAAAUAGAAGAAAGUUUAUGGUUAUCGCGACAAGAUAAAAGGAGAGCAGGAAAAAAAAGUAGAAUAAUCGAUUUGGAAACGCACGGUAUCGGUUUUUUCUUUUCUCACGAAUCACGAAGCUUUUGCUCGCUCAUCAGCAAUUAACCCUCUCUGAAAAAAGUAAUUUAAAACUGUUUCGUUUCGAACAUGUGGCAAGUUCUCAGCGUACCGUGCGGUCUCAUUAAUGUUACGUCAACUGUUUUCAUGGAAGUUUCAAAAGGGGCGGCGACGAAAAAUCAUCAUGAUACGACCUAACCACCCUGAAUAUUUAAUCAGUCUGUCGAGCUCUGAUUCUCGUCCGAACGAAUUAUUCAACGACAACCUAUUUCAAUCCUACACCGUGUCUUUUUCUUUCUUUUAGUAGAAACACGAUGUACGCCACUAGGCUCGAGCUUCUCCCGUUGCUUGGUCAGACAGACUGACUAUAGACAGGGUAUAAGCUACUGUCUAUAGACAGUCUAUAGACACCAAUGGCGCAGCUAAAGAAGCUGAACGAGUGGUUAUACCGGAACUGCUAUCUUGCACAAUUUUUCGUCGAAAAAUUUUAGGAAGUUCAUUCGCUCUUGUUUGCUCGCUUUAAGACGUAGAUAAUUAACGUUAUCGAGGAUUUUUUUUUUUUAAUUAUUCCGAUAUUUAACUAGUCUUUUCUUCCCUAUUUCUAAUUAAAUUAGUACGUAAUAAAUUGCUAAUAAACUGAUUUUAAGGUCGUCUGAAUGUGAUACAAACUAUUAACUGAUAUUAUUUUUGUAACAAUAGAUCUUUUUUUAAAUAGAUUGUUUGUUCUGAGUUCGCGUGGUUUUGUUCGUGUUUUAGUAUUGAUUUUAAAGUCUUUGAAAUUUAUUAUAAAGUAUUGGCUGACAAUGAGAUUAUUUUCGUGACGGUAGGUUUCUUUUUUUAAAUAGAUUCUUUUCUUCGAGUCCGAACUGUUUGUUUCGUUUUAAUUUGAUUUAAUGGUGAGCGUAAGCGCUAAUGAAACAUUCAAUUAUCAGAUGGUUUAGUGAGCACGUUCGCAGCGAGGAGAUGUUUUUGAUGUUUGUGUCUGGAAAGUUUAUAAUAAACUACUGUAAAGAAAUCUGGUUUUCAGUGGAGACUAUUUUUUACCCUUUGGAAGCACGCCAUUCCAUAGGAACUGUUUGAAUUAAAAUCAUUCAGCCUGUACCUCGAAUUAUUUCUUGCGUUCGUUUUCCUUUCUAAAAUUAUUCAUCAAUAGAUAUUUUAAUAAGUUGGAAAGCUAGUCGUAUUUAAUCUCAUCUUUUUAAAUGGUUGAAAAAUUGCUUUUACUAUAUAUGAGUAAUCUUAUCAAGCUAUAUUAAGAAAAUUACAAUGUCAUUGAGUCUAUGAGUUUUUCAAUAGCUUCGUAAAAAUCGCAGAUAUCAUUUAUUUCCAAUCGAUCAACUGUGUUGUGUAGCUCCUUUUAUCAACUGUUUAUUCAAUCCACUAUCGAUAAUCGUACAAAGACACUCUUGGAAGAGCUUCUUUAUCGCAGAUAAAGUCGAGCUUUUGCUCCUGAUAGAGAGUGGAAAGGAUAAUCUCGAACUACCACGAUAUUUUCGAUUCAGUAUCGUGAUGCAUGUUUUUCCGUGAAUGCGUAUUUUAACAACGCUGUAAGCUAUAAACCUCGUUGAACAAUAAUUUUUCUUUCCACUACAGAGUGAAUAUGUAAUUAACGCAUAAUGUAAACAACUGGAACAAUCGAUUAAUUAAACUCAAUUUUCUAUUCGUGAACUAACAAUUGUGACUCGCACGACCUAAUUCGUAUGGGAGAUUAAUUAUGCGUAAUUAUUACUUGUCAAGUGUACAUUGAUGGAAUAGAUCGGGUGCAUCGUUUGUGUCGAUUAACGAUUUUCUAUUACGUUCGUACUAAUGAUCGAUUUAGAAAUAAAUAAGAGGCGGUCGACGCAGAUACAAAUCUACGUCUGCGGUUCGACCGAGGACGCGAAUAUCCAUGGGACAUCUACAUGGUACAGUUGGAUCACCCGCGUACUGUGCGAUCCCUUUCGAAAGAAAUGGGACACGAACAGAGACAUAAUACACGUAAACGAAAUACCUCCGUCGCUUGUGUCGCCGACACAGAAAGGACCGCAAAAUAUCGAAGCUCAUCCGUUAACGAACAGUGUUCCUAGUCUCAUAAAAAUAUUACUGGUCUUCCCCAAAGAUGACCAACAAAUGGACGUUCUCGCCACCACUUCGAGGCGAUUGGGAUGGAGCGUGUCGGUGGCGAAAGACGCGGAAAAAGCGGUCGAAUUCUUUCAAAAUCGAGGUCACGAGCUAGUGAUCAUCGAUCAUCGGGGGCAACGCGCUGCAGAGGCCGAUACGAUUUGUAGGGCGAUUAGGUCUAGUCCCGCUUACCAUAAUUCCAUUAUUAUAGCACUUGUAAAGAAAUCGUUCCUUAUGCACGGCGAGAAAGAUAAAAUUGUGACGCUGGAUUUACUGGAGACAGGAUUCAGCAGAGCUCUAAUGGAGUGUUCCCACGAGAGACUCUUAAUAAACGAACUAGUAGGAAUUUAUGCUAGUGCGCUAUUACCAAGGACACAACUGGCGGCUGCCAACGCGCUGUAUGUAGCUCUUGACAGAUGCCGCGACAUGGUACACGUGACGAACGAUAAACAUAUUGUACAGUUUGUUAAUAAAAUUAGCGAGAAGUUACUAGGCUAUAAGACCAGCGAAAUCUUGGGGAAAAGCAUCGCGGAUAUAGUGGUCUACGAUAAUUUUGUUCUAAUGGAACAACACAUAAGCAAAGGCCGGGAAUUCGAAGGGAACAUGAAUUGUAAACGAAAGAACAAUCAAAUGAUCACAAUCAGUUGCAGGGUGAUACCUUUCAGUAUUAACUUGAAAAAACCGACUCAUUAUAUUUAUAUAUACGAUACGACGUACUUGUCGGAAAAUAUUGGCUCGCUCAGCCCGACUCCGUCACAGUCCGUGUAUUCGAGAGGAAACAUGAUUGUGUCUCAGAGAAGGACAUCUGAUAUGAAGUCCAGCGAGGGCCGCAGGCGGUCCAGUGCACACAAGUUACACAGUUUGCAAUUAGAUGCACCCAUUACAAAAGUGAUCAGCCUUCUUUCUAACGCGAUCACCGAAUCUACGACCCCUGAUACAGCAGCACAAAUCGAAAAGGCCAUUGAUAUUCUCAAAACUACCGAACUGUAUGUGCCAUCCCUAAGAGAAGAUACCGAUCCAGUAACAACCGAUCUCGUCGGGGCCUUGCUUGCCUCACCGAGGAAAGCGUGGGAAUCGAGGAGAUCAUCAGUUGAAUCGACGCGAGUUUCGAUGUCAAAGACUUUCACUACGACUACUGCCUCGCGUAUGCAAAUCAAAAGUUUCAGAGGGCCUCAGGAGAUCGCAGAAAUUUUGGAAAGAUGUUUGGAAUGGAAUUUCGAUAUAUUCAAACUAGAAAUAUUAACCGAAAAAAGGCCACUACUCUUUUUGGGGACGACCAUCAUGAAUAUGUACCGCGUGCCUGCCAGACUCGGUUGUGAAGAAAAGGUCGUACAGAACUGGUUAACCGUAAUCGAGAUGAAUUAUCAGAGUCGAAAUAGUUAUCAUAAUUCAACGCACGCUGCAGAUGUGUUACAAGCUACUGCUAGAUUCAUGCAGUCUGAAAGGCUGCAACAGAUCUUGGAACCUUUGGACGAGGUCGCGACUCUGGUUGCGGCUGCUGCUCACGACGUCGAUCAUCCGGGUAGAUCUAGUCAAUUUCUUUGCAACUCUGACAACAAACUAGCGAUUCUCUACAACGAUCUAUCCGUCCUUGAAUCACAUCAUGCAGCACUAACUUUUAAAUUAUCACUGUCGGAUGACAAUGUGAAUAUUUUCAAAAACUUGGAAAGAGACACCUAUAAACAACUUCGUCAAACAGUGAUAGACAUGAUCCUAGCCACCGAGAUGACGAAACAUUUCGAACAUCUGGCUAAGUUCAUGAAUAUUUGCAGUGCAAGGAUGAUGGACAGCCCACAAUUAGACGAUUACACGGACACCGUGGAUAUGUCAGUUGUGUUACAGCCAGAGAAUGUAGUAUUGGUUAAAAGAAUGAUGAUCAAAUGCGCGGACGUGUCGAAUCCGACUCGACCAUUGAAGUGUUGCGUCGAAUGGGCCAGACGUAUCGCAGAAGAGUAUUUUAAUCAGACUGACGAAGAAAAAAGGAUGCAACUGCCGGUACUGAUGCCAAUGUUCGAUAGAGCAACGUGUUCGAUACCAAAAGCGCAAAUCGGUUUCGUCGAUUUCAUUAUCAACGACAUGGUCGAGGCGUGGGAUGCAUUUAUCGACAUGCCAGAGAUGGUGGGAUAUAUGAGGCAGAAUUACGAGAAAUGGAAAGAAUAUAACCCAAAGAAGAUGAAAGAUACAGUGAUUGAGUCUUACUUUUGACACUUGUACUUACUGAAAGUUUAAAAAUUUUGUAAAUACUAAUAACAUAGUGCUUCAAUAUUAGUCUUGUGUUUCAAAUUUGACUUUUGCUUCUAGGAUCGUUUUGUAUUACUCUUUAAAUUCCUUCGCAAUUCUUUUAGAACUUCACGAGAUUCAAUUAUAUUAGAAAAACGGAGCAAAAUUAUCACUAAUCAGAAAGCUUAACAAAUUUUGUAACCACAAAUAGUACUGUGCUUGAAUUUCACCACUCUUGUUCCUUGAAUUUUACUCUCGCUUCUUGAACUAUUUUGUACGAGUAUUGUUCUCCGACUUCUCUCACUAUUCUUGCAAAACUUUACUGAACUCAGUUAUACUCGGUAAAUGAAACGAACUAUUUUCUUUAUCAAUUGUUAAAAAGUUCGAAAAUAUUAACGUCAUACAAUUAUUCUUGUGUCUUGAACUUCACACUUGCUUCUCAAACAAUCUCGUAUUAUUGUUCAACUUUUACUGCUAUUCUUUAAGGGCACUAUUUAAAUUCGAUUAUAUUCCAAAAAUAGAACUAUUUCUUUCAUGAAUAAGCGAAAAAGUUAAGAAAAUAUUGUACCGAGUUUCUAUUUCGUUGGUGAUCAGGAUCGAGGCAUAUCAACUUUACCGGACAUCGAAAAGAUACAAGAGCUCCCCGAACUUCGAAUAUACCAGCUACCUUCGUGACCCAUGGAAAUCAAUCGUCCCUCUUAUACUCUUUCGUCCGUCCCAAAAUACAAUAACCCCGUACAAACGAUUUGUAAAAUAUUCGUUAUAUUUAAGGAAUAGAGAUAAAUAAAUAUACGACACACGUCGUACAGUUGUAAGCCUUUUUUUAGAAAAUACAUGUAAUUCAACCACUCUGUCUUAUUACAUCCUUUCCUCUUCUUCUACCUACCCACUUUCGUGAAAGUCCAUCUAUUUUAGGCUCAUGACACCACGAAACGAAAUGGUUCGCCGUCAUGAAAAAUAUUUCUUUCUUUACUCAUUUCUUUUCCCGUAUGACGGUAAACAUAUCCCACUGAAAUUAUUUCCAACCGUGAAACCUAAAGAACUUUGAUCAUGCUCAAAGUUCAAGUACAUAACAGAGUUUAACAAUUAUUAUUUACAUUGGACCUUUUUAACCGUAAGAUGAAUUAAUUUCUCUUUCUCUUUUCUUUUCGUUAUACAAUUAAAUCUUGACCGUAAGCUUCAACUUAAUUUUUGCAUAGUUUUCAAUACACGUCAUUUCAAUUAUUAAUGUUUUAUCGAUGAACAUUUUAAGACUUUAUAUAUUCUAGGUUUUUCAACCCUAACGUUUAAGGAAAAAAUUUUAUUACUUUUUUUUUAUCCUAAGGAAGGAGAAUUGAGCUUAAUUGAAAAGAACUCGCUUGUUUUUUUUUUUUUUUUUUUUUGACGUCAGAUUUCACUUUAUUGUUUCUCUCAGCCAAUAAAAGGAAGUGGUAUGGGCCUAAACAGCUAGGCGAUACAGAUACUGUGUUACAUAAUUUGCGGAACGAAGAUACUAAUAUAUCGGAGUGCGUUAUACCUUUCGUUUUUGGAUCGACAAGAAUUUCUCGCGCGUGUGGAUUAUAUGCUCUCUCUUGGACAAAAGUUUUUAUGUUCGUCUCGACACAUUUCUUGUUACAGUUACACAUAGAGAAAGUCUAGUUUUUAAUUGUACGAUGCCUAUGAGGAAAAUCUAACACUCAUAAAUAUUGUUGCCGUAAUACGUCAAGUAUAUAUAUGUGUGUGUAGAUACAUCGUGUGAUGUCGGUAUAUAUGUAUAAUAAUAAAUGUUAAUUAAUAGUAAUGGAUCUAAAGUUAAGUUUCGUAUGCUGUAACGUAAGCAGCGGGGAAAAAAUGUAGCGCUUCCGGUGAAAGCCAUUACCGUGGAAGAUAACACUGACAAAUUGAUUACAAACUCGGUUACUAAGUCACAAAAAGUAAUACAAGUGUGGAUCGUUACAAAUUACUAAUUAAUAAUAUUUAUAUUAUAUAAUAGUAAUGUGUAUAUCAGGCAAAUUACCUCUUAGUACCUACAAGUAUUUCCUUUCUUUCUCUCUCUCUCUCUCUCUCUCUCUCGCUCGCUCGUUCUCUCUAACACACGAAUAAUCAAAGUCGUUUUAUCCAGUAUCAAAGAGACACGUUAAAA